This is a messenger RNA of Sinocyclocheilus anshuiensis, 6327 nucleotides long. Its product is annotated as rho GTPase-activating protein 44-like. Gene Ontology annotation, molecular function: protein binding; GTPase activator activity. Bases 202 to 2634 code for a protein of 810 amino acids. Lineage: Eukaryota; Metazoa; Chordata; Actinopteri; Cypriniformes; Cyprinidae. Gene Ontology annotation, cellular component: postsynaptic density; leading edge membrane; presynaptic active zone. The record is from RefSeq and is a predicted model, not a curated record. Gene Ontology annotation, biological process: negative regulation of Rac protein signal transduction; regulation of actin cytoskeleton organization; modification of dendritic spine. The transcript is spliced from 21 exons.
CCCAGCAGCAUCUCAGCCGAGCAGCAGCGCAAAAAUGCACUGAAAUACGCAUUUUAGGACAUUUCCACCCGCGUUCGGUUUGCCAUGAGGGCGUGUGAUGGGAAUAACGGGGAUGUUCGCACCGGAUUACGUCCCUUUAUUUUGAGAGAAAUGCGGAUUGUUUUGCGCUCGAGGUGUUAACGCAGAAAAAAAAAUACAAAAAUGAAGAAGCAAUUUAAUCGGAUGCGACAGCUCGCCAACCAGACUGUUGGCAGGGCAGAAAAAACAGAGGUACUGAGUGAAGACCUGCUGCAGGUGGAGAAGCGUUUAGACCUGGUAAAGCAGGUCUCUCAUAGCACACAUAAGAAGCUGGCCGCCUGUCUGCAGGGACAACAAGGCACCGAUUUAGAAAAGAGAUCAGUCAAAUCUCCCUCGCAGAAAAAGUUGCCCCUGACGAUACUUGCUCAAUGUAUGGUGGAGGGAGCGGCUGUGUUAGGAGACGACUCUCUUCUUGGUAAGAUGCUGAAGCUCUGUGGUGAGUCAGAGGAGAAGUUGGCUCAAGAGCUGCUCGUCUUUGAGUUACAGAUUGAAAGAGAUGUUGUGGAGCCUCUGUAUGUGCUGGCUGAGGUGGAAAUUCCGAACAUUCAGAAACAGCGAAAACAUUUAGCCAAACUCGUCCUGGACAUGGAUUCUGCAAGGACACGGUGGCAACAGUCGUCUAAAUCUUCAAGUCACCCUAGUAAUGUGCAGCAGGGCGGAGCUAAGGCUGAUUCCUUGAGAGAGGAAAUGGAGGAGACGGCCAAUCGAAUGGAGAUCUGCAGGGACCAGUUAUCAGCGGACAUGUACAACUUUGUGGCCAAAGAAAUAGACUAUGCAAACUACUUUCAAACGCUCAUAGAGGUUCAGGCGGAGUAUCACAGGAAGUCUUUGGAGAUUCUGCAGAGUGUGCUGCCACAGAUCAAAGCUCACCAGGAGGCCUGGAUAGAGAAGCCAUCGUAUGGAAAGGCCCUAGAGGAACAUCUAGCCAUCAGUGGCAGGGAGAUUGCGUUUCCUAUCGAAGCGUGCGUCACCAUGCUGCUCGAAUGUGGCAUGCAGGAAGAGGGUUUAUUUCGGGUGGCCCCCUCGGCCUCCAAGCUGAAGAAACUGAAGGCAUCACUGGACUGCGGGGUCAUGGAUGUGCAGGAGUACUCGGCCGACCCACAUGCCAUCGCAGGAGCCUUGAAGUCUUAUCUUCGUGAACUUCCUGAACCUCUAAUGACCUUUGAACUCUAUGAUGAAUGGAUUCAAGCUUCAAAUAUUCAAGAUAUGGAUAAAAGACUCCAAGACCUUUUGUGUACAUGUGAGAAACUACCAGCAGACAAUCUGAACAACUUCAGAUAUUUAGUUAAGUUCUUAGCCAAACUCACGGAGCAUCAAGACGCUAAUAAAAUGACGCCAGGUAAUAUUGCAAUAGUUCUUGGACCCAACCUGCUGUGGACACAUUCAGAAGGGAACAUGACGGAAAUGAUGACCACCAUGUCCCUGCAAAUCGUCGGCAUCAUCGAGCCGAUCAUCCAGCACGCUGACUGGUUCUUCCCUGGAGAUAUUGAGUUCAACCUGACAGGCAGCUACGGCAGCCCGGUCCACACCAACCACAACUACAACUACAGCUCCAUGCCCUCGCCCGAUAUGGACCAAUCAGAGCGCAAGCUGCAGCAUGACCAGAGCCGACGCCCACUCAGUGUUGCUACUGACAACAUGAUGCUGGAAUUCUACAAGAAGGAUGGCAUUAGGAAAAUUCAAAGUGUGGGUGUCAGAGUCAUGGACACAUCGUGGGUGAAGGGCAAAAGUUCCUCUACACUGGGCCGCAAAGCCUCAUCCACGCCUCCCAGCGCACAACCGCCCGGCUCUCCUGCGGACACCCUGAUCACUGAGCAGCCCGGUGAGCUGGCCACAUCUCCAAUCCCCACUCCCCCUCCUGGAGACAGGGGCAGCACUCUGAAGAGCAAGGAGCUCUCUCCUGUGAUUGGCCACAAGGCUGUGCAGGCAUCAGGAGCAACAGUGCCCCCUGUCAGCGGUCAGCAGAGCAACAGCCAGUCUCCCCACUCUGCCGAGCACAGCCCCCACACCUUACACAAAGCCUCUAAGAAACUGGCCCCUGUGCCACCCAAGGUUCCCUACGGCCAGUCGGGGGGGAUGUCAGACCAAUCCACAGGUCAGCCGUCUCCGGUUAGCCUGUCCCCCACUCCCCCAAGUACUCCCUCCCCAUAUGGUUUGGGCUGUCCCCCUGGACACGCGCCCACCUCUUCCCCUGGCCAGACCCCAUUAGGGGGACCCUAUACGUUGUCCUCGCCGCCCUCUCUGACUGGUACGCUCACAAAAUCCCGACCCACCCCAAAGCCCAGGCAGAGACCCAGUCUACCCCCUCCCCAGCCACCCACCGUCCCCUCUACAGCCCCCCAGCCCCUGGAGCAGGGUCUACUUGACGGAUUGUCCCCCGGGGAGAGCAUGUCCACAGCAGAUUUCUUCAGUUUGGAAAUUCCCUCCAUCAAUGUCAAUCUGGACAGCCUGUUGGACGAGUUCAGGGUGCUCCCAUGUCGGAGCUCCUUUGCUGCGGUCAGGUCUCCGGAGGGGGAGUCCGUGUCCGAGGAGGAGGGCCAAAGCACCACGCUAUGACCCCUGAGCCCACCCAGCAGCAUGCCAGCUUCGCCCAGAACCCGUCCACUCCUGCUGAGGCCCAACUGGAACCCCACCUUGGCCAAACCCUCAGUCACGGAUACUUCAUGAGAGACUCGAUAAGACGCCAACCACACAACAGGUGCCAUAAAAAAAAAGCAACAGAAUGGAUUUCAUUCAAAUUGCCACUGGAGGAACCUGGAGUUUUGUGUUCCGAUUCCUGUUUCUCUCUGAACGAUUCUGUCUGUUUCAUUUUGUUGUCGUGUUAUUGGUUUCGUUUGAUUGGGAUGUUUUUAUUUCUGCCUUAUCAGAGCUGCAAUUAUAAUACAAUGCACAUAGGGAGCAGUCUGCUGACUUUAAAGGAACCUCAUACACUUUGUCUUGCUAGAGACUUUGAACUGAGACACACCCUCAUGGUAUGAGAGUAGGCCGUCUUUGUUUUCCCUACAGGGUCCAUGCUAUGCUCUUUAUAGAUGACUUGGUGGCAUAUAGCAUGUUUAAGUCUAAUUUUGCAAUGCUGAGGUCUUUCUUUCUUUCUUUCUUUCUUUCUUUCUUUCUUUCUUUCUCAAUCUCUCUAACCUACACUAAUCACUGCUUUAGCAAUCCAAUUCAGUUGACCUUUCGCUAAGUCCUGCCUUAAAGUGCUACUGACCAAUCUGGGCUUAGCAACUGUUGCUGCCCAUUAUAUUAUCAGACAAGUGCGCAUUUCUAAAGUAGAUCUAUGGACAGACUGUGUGUUUAAAUAAUUUUGUAAAAUUACAUUUAAAACUAUCAAAGAAUACAUUAAACUCUUGUUGCCUAUGGCUCAGACAGUAGAGCACAGCUCUAUCGAUGCUGAGGUCAUGGGUUCGAUUCCCAGGGAGAGCAAGAACUGAUAAAAUGUUAAUAUGUACCUUCCCAGCAGGCACAUAUUUGGUUACAUUUCGGUUGCAAUGUCAGGUGACAAAUUCAGUGUCAAUUGGACGUCUAAUGUCAAUGUUAAUUUGAUAUCAAAUACUGACGUCACCCUGAUUUUUAUUCUCAACCAAAACGGAACGUCAACCUGAUGUUAUAUUGACGUCCUGUGCCUGCUGGGCUGAAUACAAGUUGCUUUGGAUAAAAGUGUCUGCCAAAAUUAAUAAAUAUAAAAGUAAAUAUUGCCUCACAACAGAGAGAUCAAAUUUUCCCCCCUUUUCCAAAUCUUAGAAGUUGGGAAUCGCAUGAGGUGAAUUGAAUAAUGUGUCCUGAACAUGGAGAAUGGUAAACUGAAAUGUCCAAUUCAUUCCUGCGGUGGAUUCAGUCAAGUUUGUCUGAGUCGGCAACAGAAACGGAGGGGGUGGGGCUUAGCAGGGAGUCAAUCAAUUUCUGUAACAUUUUGAUAGAUAUGUGCGUUUAUCUGUGGCAGAACAUUAUCAGAACUUCCUGAAACGCACAUAAUACAGUAACACAGUGACAACUGCUGCAGUAAAGUGUAUUUUCUUAAAGAGCCAAUACAAUAUAAUGCAGUACAUGGAAGCAAGGUAAGAAAUCCAGGGUUCCCACAGUCAUGGAAACUAUCGGUAUUUUAAUAGCGUCAUCGAAAAUUUUAAAAUCCCUCUAAAAAUCAUGUAAUUUUCUAUAGUCUGUAUAUUUGUUUCUGUUCUGAAGUGUUUCUUUUUUUUUUGUGAGAGUUUGCGAUCUCUAUAAAAUUCUAUUUCAAAAUCCUUAUCCUGGAAAUCUGUUCAUGAAAAUUCAUCGGUCAGAAGGUGUGGGAACCCUGGAAAUCUCAAUCCCUCACCCCUUUACCUGCAAAACAGAAACAUUGCUUGUGCAAAAAUGGGUCACUGCAAACACUUUCCUGCAAAUGUUUCAUAAUGUUUACUACUGAGAUUAACUACUGGUUCUGUUCCAAUGCACUGCCUUGCAUUUUCCGUUGUCUUUCCGCACCCAUAUGCCCUCCAAAGUGCUUCAAACGCAGUGCCACACUAUCCCUUCUGUAUAUUCCAAUACUGUAUAUAAAGAUGUGUAGAUAAGUGUCAACGAGAGGACAAAUGUAAAGGCAAAUAUGAAUUAUAUAUUCAUAAAUGUGACAUGCCAUAUUUAUCUUGUAUAGAAAUAAUGUUCUAAGUAUUAUUUUGUCCCUGAACACUUUUUGUCAGGUUCACAUAGCAAGCGAGUUUUUUGCACUUUUGUAAGCCAUGAACUAGAUGUAGAAAUAUGAAUGCAGACGUGGUAGAAGUAUAGGUAGAGUUACUCCCAAGAGAGAUUUUAUCCCUAAACCGACCUCAUCAAUAACAGCCUUAAUCAACAGCAUAAAUCAACUGUAUAGCUACUUACUAUUAUUAGAAAAUAUAUGAAGUCGACAGAUUACAAUAAUCGUAUAACAUCGGUUCAGUUAUACUAUUGUAUAAAAACUGGUAGAUUAUAUCAAUGAAAAUACAAUGGCCCUAAAACAGUUUUGAUGCAUGGAAUCUGCAAAAUAAUGAUAUUAGAUCUUCUCUAGCGAUUUCGUCCAAUUACUUUGUCAACUGGUAUCGCUUUUAGUGGAUGCAUGAGGUUAUUUCCUCACUGAUGUCAUUCAUCACAUGAACUGUGUCCACAUACUUUUUAAGGCCACUGUAUAGCAUAUCUCGCCAUAGGAUCAAUGGAAAAAUACCGAUUUUAUAACUUGGAAGGGAUCAUUUCGAAAUCAUCUCAAAGAUAUUUUAGGCCCUAAAGAUCCUUCAAAGUCUCAUUGCUUUUCCCCAGACACAUAAUCUGAUGCCACACUGAGAUGGCACAUUUGUUUCAUGGGUAUACAACACCACGAGACUACUGGAUGCUGCAGUUUCUCUUGUCUGAACUUGUACAAAAAGCGCAAGACUUUAUUAAGGUCAAACAAACAUUAGCUCACUUCUGUCCCGUGGAAGGAAUGGGCACAGCGAACCGUCUCCGUUCUCAUACGAAGGACUCUACUUCCAACGAUGGAUAGCCAUGGCUUGUAUUUCUCUCUUUGACUAAGCAUUAGUGUAUGUCAGGGACAAAAGGCCUUUUGUUUUUUUUUUGCUAAAAUCUGUGAUAUGCCUCAGUGUGUGUUCUUGAUGAAAUAUAGUCUAAUGAUUAUUGGUGACUGAGUUGUAGUUGUAGUGAUUACACAAUGAUAAUUGCAAGUGCCCUCACAUUCAGUAUUUAUAAACUGAAGCUACCGGCAAGUUUCGUGCGUUCGUGAGGUUCUGUCUGUGCGGUGUUCUGUGAGGAGGCAGUCGUGUCCGUUUGAGUGUGCUGACUGAAUGUGAUUUCGCCUUUACUUGGAAGUGCACUAAAGUAAAGGCCUUAUAGCAGCUGCAAUAGACGCAUGGUUUAUUUUCUUUAUGCUCAUCUCUCGCCGUUAGAGCUCAUAAUGAAUGCUAAUGUUGUUGUUAAUGAAGACAGUAUGUACAUGCAUUCUCAUUCUUGUUCAAUACUGCAUCUGUUAUCCCAUGCUUUUCUAAGGGGAAAAGGCACAGGUAUAUGUGAUUUGUAAAUGAAGGUUAUUAGAAUCACGUCUUAAUUUACACGUGACAAUGUUUAACAGUUAUACCCAGUAUGUUUAAGAAAUUGUUCAAAACAGAAAGAUGUAAUAGCCAUGAUGGAACUUUUUAAACCUGGUGAAUUGUGCAUACGUAAUUUUAACUGAUAAUUUGACCCACACAGAAUCUGCACAGGUCACGUUUCACCCCAAAAUCAAAAGAAACAAUUAAGAAAUUAUACUUUAUU